AUGGCGUCCAGGGAUUAUGGUACCUACAGCCAAGCUGCAGCGCAGCAGGGUGCUUACACUGCCCAGCCCACUCAAGGACACGCACAGACCACCCAGGCAUAUGGGCGGCCAAGCUAUGGAACCUACGGCCAGCCUGCUGAUGUCACCUAUCCCCAGGCUCAGACCCCUGCAACUUACAGGCAGCCUCCCACUGGUUAUACUACUCCAACUGCCCCCCAGGCAUACAGCCCACCUGUCCAGGGGUAUGGCACUGGUGUUUAUGAUACCACCAUUGCCACAGUCACCACCACCCAGGCCUCCUACACAGCUCAGUCUGCAUCUGGCACUCAGCCUGCUUAUCCAGCCUGUGCUGCAGCACCUACAAGACCACAGGACGGUAACAAGCCCACUGAGACUAGUCAACCUCAAUCUAGCACAGGAGGUUACAACCAGCCCAGCCUAGGAUGUGGACAGAGUAACUACAGUUAUCCCCAGGUACCUGGGAGCUACCCCAUGCAGCCAGUCACCGCACCUCCAUCCUACCCUCCUACCAGCUAUUAUUCCUCUACACAGCCGACUAGUUAUGAUCAAAGCAGUUACUCUCAGCAGAACACCUAUGGGCAACCGAGCAGCUAUGGACAGCAGAGUAGCUAUGGUCAACAAAGCAGCUAUGGGCAGCAGCCUCCCACUAGUUACCCACCCCAAACUGGUCAGGCUCCAAGUCAAUAUAGCCAACAGAGCAGCAGCUACCGGCAGCAGAGUUCAUUCCGACAGGACCACUCCAGUAGCAUGGGUGUUUAUGGGCAGGAGUCCGGAGGAUUUUCCGGACCAGCAGAGAACCGGAGCAUGAGUGGCCCUGAUCACCGGGGCAGGGGAAGAUGGGGAUUUGAUCGUGGAGGCAUGAGCAGAGGUGGGCAGGGAGGAGGGCGCGGUGGAAUGAGCAGCGCUGGAGAGCGAGGUGGCUUCAGUAAGCCUGGUGGACCCAUGGAUGAAGGAGCAGAUCUUGAUCUAGGCCCACCUAUAGAUCCAGAUGAAGAUUCUGACAACAGUGCAAUUUAUGGACAAGGAUUAAAUGAUAAUGUGACUCUAGAUGAUCUGGCAGACUUCUUUAAGCAGUGUGGGGUUGUUAAGAUGAACGAGAGAACUGGGCAACCUGUGAUCCACAUCUACCUGGACAAGGAAUCAGGAAAGCCCAAAGGCAAUGCCACAGUGCCCUAUGGAGACCCACCUACGACCAAGGCUGCCGUGGAGUGGUUUGACAGUAAAGACUUUCAAGGAAGCAAACUUAAAGUGUCUCUCGCUCGGAAGAAGCCUCCAAUGAACAGUAUGCGGGGUGGUAUGCCACUCUGUGACGGCAGAGGGAUGCCACCAGCACUCCUUGGAGGUCCAGGAGGCCCAGGAGGUCCUGGGGGACCCAUGGGUCACAUGGGAGGCCGUGGAGGAGAUGGAGGAGGCUUCCCUCCCAGAGGACCCCGGGGUUCCCGAGGGAACCCCUCCGGAGGAGGAAACUGGCAGUGUCCCAAUCCGGGUUGUGGAAACCAGAACUUCGCCUGGAGAACAGAGUGCAACCAGUGUAAGGCCCCAAAGCCCGAAGGCUUCCUCCCGCCGCCCUUCCCACCCCCGGGUGGUGAUCGUGGCAGAGGUGGCCCUGGUGGCAUGCGGGGAGGAAGAGGUGGCCUCAUGGAUCAUGGUGGUCCCGGUGGAAUGUUCAGAGGUGGCCGUGGUGGAGACAGAGAUGGCUUCCGUGGUGGCCGGGGCAUGGACCGAGGUGGCUUUGGUGGAGGAAGACGAGGUGGCCCUGGGGGGCCCCCUGGACCUUUGAUGGAACAGAUGGGAGGAAGAAGAGGAGGACGUGGAGAACUUGGAAAAACGGAUACAGGCGAGCACCGUCAGGAGCGCAGAGAUCAGCCCUGUUAG
Molecule: messenger RNA, 1896 nt
Organism: Saimiri boliviensis boliviensis (Bolivian squirrel monkey)
Lineage: Eukaryota; Metazoa; Chordata; Mammalia; Primates; Cebidae
Source: RefSeq, a predicted model, not a curated record